Octopus bimaculoides (California two-spot octopus) is the source of this 1182-nucleotide messenger RNA. Its product is annotated as tetraspanin-13. NCBI's taxonomy places the organism in Eukaryota, Metazoa, Mollusca, Cephalopoda, Octopoda, Octopodidae. Gene Ontology annotation, cellular component: membrane. The record is from RefSeq and is a predicted model, not a curated record.
UAGAGAAAAUAAGGGAGAAUGUGAGUGAGAGAAAGAAGAGCAGCAAGUGUAGUAAAGAAAGUGAGGGUGAGUGAAGAAAAAGGUUUGAGUGAAGUAAACGAGAAAUAGCGUGGAACUGCGUCGCACUGGUACACACAGCUUUGGCUUUUGGCAAUGGUUUGCGGAGGAUUUGCCUGUUCUAAAAAUGCAUUGGCAGCGCUUAAUAUUCUUUAUAUUUUGGUAGCAUUCAUUUUGAUUGGUGUAGCAGCUUAUGGAAGAGCAUCUGCUGUGGUUACCAGCUUGACGUUGGUUGGUAGUAUCAUAGCAUGUGGUGUUUUCCUGUUUCUCAUUGCAAUCAUUGGUUUUAUCGGAGCUUUACGGCAUCACCAAGUCCUGCUUUUUUUUUACAUGAUCAUUUUGUUUCUUCUGUUCCUCAUCCAGUUUUCUCUAGCUUGUGCAUGUCUCGCUAUGAAUGAUGCUCAGAAAGACUCUCUUGCAAUUAGGGGAUGGAAACUUGCUGGUAACAAGACUCGCUACGAUGUGCAGUAUGUGUUUAACUGUUGUGGACUCCAGGUAGUAAAUGCACCAGUCUUAUUGAACACAGGACACCCAGUGUGUAGUGGAAUUCCCUGUUGUGAAAAUAACAGUGAAUGCUGCACUGGUAAAUCAUCAAACAUAACAUGUCCAUGCCAGCCAUGUCUACCCAAACUAAAAGACCGUAUACAUCAAGCCUUCACCGUCACCGGUGCAAUAGGAUUGUUCUUUAGCUUUACUGAGAUACUGGGUGUUUGGAUUACGGUGCGAUACCGUAACCAGAAAGACCCUAGAGCAAACCCCAAUGCGUUUCUUUAAUGGUUACCACUUGUGUUAUCAUUAGAUUAUUGGUGUUUGGUUGGCACUGCGAUAUCGGAACCAGAAAGAUCCGAGAGCAAAUCCAAGUGCAUUCCUAUAGCCAUGGAAUGUUAAAUGUUACUUUGAACAUUACUCUGUCUCCCUUUCUUCCUCCUCUCAGUUUUUUUCUCUCUUUGUUUUAUAUUUCUUUCUCAUUUUUUUAAACAUUUCCUCUUCAAUUUCUUCUUUCUCCCAGCAAUAUUCUCUACAUUUUCCUGGUGUGGAGACUAUUAACAACAACAAUAAUAACAACAUAAAAUCAAUGAGGAUAUAACAUCACACUUACUGUAUACACACAGUUUUAAUACUGUA